ACGAUCUUCGUGAAAAGAUAUCAGCAGACGAAAAACAUUCACGCCGCCCGUUAACGGCAUCAACAAUGAAACCGUCACUGCUCUUCCAACUAUUUCGGCCUCCUUUUCACCGAGUGACGAGACUUUCUAGCCGCGUCACUCACGCCAACUCGUUUGCUUUGAGGAGCCACACAUGCGGUGAGCUGCGAAAGUCGGAUGUCGGUCGAAAAGUGAAACUAAGCGGAUGGGUCCAAUUCCAGCGAAUGAAUAAGUUCGUGUUGCUGCGCGAUGCCUAUGGCGUAACGCAACUGGUGGUUCCUGAUGAGAAGUUGGAUGUCCUGGACAAAAUACGGAGUACUCCUCUGGAAUCAGUUAUUUCUGCCAAUGGGAAAGUUGCAACGAGACCUCCAGGGCAAGACAAUCCUAAUCAACUCACAGGAGAUAUUGAAGUAAUAUUGGAUGAUGUUGAGGUCCUCUCAAGUUCCAUUUCAAACUUGCCCUUUACAGUGCAAGAAUCUCCCAAGGUGAAAGAAGCAUUGCGAUUGGAAUACAGAUACUUGCAGUUGAGACAUGAGUCCUUGCAAAGAAAUAUCAGACUACGGUCAGAGAUUGUCAUGAAAAUGAGAGAAUUUCUAGUAAGACACCAUGGCUUUGUCGAUAUCGAGACACCAACACUGUUUAGACGAACCCCCGGGGGUGCUCAAGAAUUUGUGGUUCCUACCCGAACAUCGGGUAAAUUUUAUUCGCUAGUCCAAAGUCCACAGCAGUUUAAGCAGUUGUUGAUGAUUGGUGGGUUCGAUCGUUAUUUCCAAAUCGCUCGUUGUUACCGUGACGAGGGAACCAAACCCAACCGGCAACCGGAAUUCACGCAGGUCGACAUUGAAAUGUCUUUCACAACAAAGGAAAAUAUUCAAAGAUUAAUCGAAGGACUGUUAAAUCAUGUUUGGCCCGAAGAUAUGGGCAGGGUACCCAUUCCUUUUCCUGAAAUGACCUACAAGGACGCCAUGAAGAAUUACGGAGUAGACAAACCCGACACCCGUUUCGAUGUUCUGCUGCAAGACGUGACGGAGCUCGCCAAGGCCAGUGAAAUUUCUCGCAUAUUUGGCACUUCUGAGAUUGUGGAUUUCGCUGCAAUCGCUUUGGUUUUCAAAGACUCGGCGGCUUUGAUUUCGAAAAGUGCCGAGCAGUCAUUUCUCGAAUCCGCCAAAAUGACAACCGGUAAAACCAAUCUGUCUUUCGUUCUUAAUCGCAUACAAGACGGCAACAAAUGGAAAUCGUCUUUGGCCAAAAAACUUGCGCAAGAGACCAUGAACUCCAUCGGCGAUCGUUUGGGUGCGUCGGCAGGCGAUGUUGUUUUACUCGGCCUUGGACCCAGAGAAAGCUUGGUUCCUUCUAUGGGCAAGAUGCGACUAGAGGUGGCCAAUCACCUUGAGACGCUCGGCGUCAAGUUGCGUUCAAAUAGCAAGAACUUUCUAUGGGUGGUCGAUUUCCCUUUAUUUCUACCGUCCGAGGAGCUAGAUGGCGGUCCACUACAAUCGGCUCACCACCCUUUCACGGCACCGCAUCCCGAAGAUGAACAUCUUUUGCGAUCAUCACCGCUAGACGUACGUGGACUGCACUACGAUUUGGUGCUGAACGGUUCAGAAAUCGGCGGAGGUUCGAUCCGCAUCCACCAGUCCGAUGUUCAAGAGUUGGUGUUGAAGGAAAUUCUUCAGGAGGAUCCGGCCAACUUGCAUCAUUUGCUUAAAGCGCUCUCUUGUGGCGCCCCACCGCACGGAGGAAUCGCCCUUGGUUUAGAUCGACUCAUGUCGAUUAUAUGUGAUACCAAAAGCAUUCGUGAUGUCAUCGCUUUUCCGAAGAGUCUGGACGGGAAGGAUCUGAUGUCUGGUGCGCCUUCGUCGAUCUCAGAAAAAGAAAAAGAAAUGUAUCACAUCGGCGCCGUUCAUAACAAAUAACUGCUCCUCUCUUGAUAAUUGUUUUUGCAGUGGCCGUACAGCCAUGAAAAGCAAGUAAAGUUUUGUUUUUCUAUUUUGUUAAAAAUGAAGCUGUUGCCGAAAGUAUACACAUCUCUGUACACAUGA
Messenger RNA from Daphnia pulicaria, 2060 nucleotides. It is a transcript of the gene AspRS-m, whose product is annotated as aspartate--tRNA ligase, mitochondrial-like. The transcript is spliced from 10 exons. Gene Ontology annotation, molecular function: ATP binding; aspartate-tRNA ligase activity. Gene Ontology annotation, biological process: aspartyl-tRNA aminoacylation. NCBI's taxonomy places the organism in Eukaryota, Metazoa, Arthropoda, Branchiopoda, Diplostraca, Daphniidae. Bases 66 to 1934 code for a protein of 622 amino acids. Gene Ontology annotation, cellular component: cytoplasm; mitochondrion. The record is from RefSeq and is a predicted model, not a curated record.